AUGUCUCAAAUCAUCAGCAAUGCUUCGUCUUUCAAUUAUCCGGAUGAAAGUAUCCAACGCACGGAGCAAGCAUCAAGCUCAAAUGCUGUUACAGUUUGCAAAGCCGCAAAGAAGCCCGUAAGUGCACAAGUUUCACAAGGUUGUCAAAAGAAAUACUGCCAACCUUGCAGAAGUUGUGGUGCAAAUCAUGAAACUGUGAGUUCGCUUACUGACUUUUUAAUUGGAGCCCAUGAAGUCAACAAGGAACUAUUGAUUUAUUUUAAAAACGAGGAAUUAUCAUUAAAAAAAUUUGCUGAAAAUAAUCGACGAUUGUUUGGUACGCUCAUUGAAUUUAUCAAUUCAUUCGAAGGUACUCGUGAUUAUUUAAAAGCUAUCGGUCAACUCGAUUCAGCAUCCGUCAAUAAACAUAAUGAAUUGUUAUUAUUUGACGCUUGUCGAGAUUUUUGGUUAUCCAAAUAUAAAAUAAUAUUAAAAGAAAUACCACCAUCAGCAACGAAAGAAAAAGUUGAUGAGGCUCCUCUAAGCUUAAAUUCAAUCAAAUAUUUAAUAACCAAUCUAAUUCGAAUGCAGCGAACUACCGAGAGCGAUUAUAAAUUUUCGAAAGGACAACUAGAAAAUUUUUCAUUGAAAAAAGAGUAUGCACCAAGACUUCAGAUGUUGUUACCUUGGUUGUCUAAUUCAAGUAUCCUUCAAAAUCUUAUGGAACUUGAUGAUAGUAGUACUGAUAAGAAAAUGUUUCGUCAAAUCAAAAAUGGUACUUAUAUAAAAUUAUAUAUUGACAAUAUUUUGGGUUUAUUAUUGGACGCAAAAGAUAUUCAAAAUGAUACAGGUGCUUCAAAAGAAAUAAUUAUGAUAUUGAUAAUCUAUGUACGUAACAUCAAUCAAGAUGAUGCAGGUUUUGCAAAUCUAUUCACAUUAUUAACAACAUGA
Rotaria socialis is the source of this 930-nucleotide messenger RNA. Lineage: Eukaryota; Metazoa; Rotifera; Eurotatoria; Philodinida; Philodinidae. The record is from the annotation of a GenBank genome assembly.